Pundamilia nyererei is the source of this 1500-nucleotide messenger RNA. RefSeq names its product signal-induced proliferation-associated 1-like protein 2. The record is from RefSeq and is a predicted model, not a curated record. Bases 379 to 1500 code for a protein of 373 amino acids. The transcript is spliced from 2 exons. Lineage: Eukaryota; Metazoa; Chordata; Actinopteri; Cichliformes; Cichlidae. Gene Ontology annotation, cellular component: cytoplasm. Gene Ontology annotation, molecular function: GTPase activator activity.
GGCUGAGCUGAAGCGUCCGACCAGACACAGCUGAGAGUUUAACGAGACCGAACCAAGACCAGGACCCGCACAAGAGGUCCGUGUCGUCCGUGUCAGUGUGACUGGACCGGGAAACAAACCGGAACCGACUGACACGUCGACGUCCGGGUGUGAUCCGAGAGUCAGAACCCUGGAAGAGCCCUGGAUCCUCGGUCCUCGAGAAGAUCGCUGUGGAUGGUGAGUCCAGGAUGUACUUCCUGUCUCUGAUCCUAAUCAGACUGUGGACCUAUUAGAUCUCACAGGAGUCAUGAACUUCGGGUCUGAGUCCUGGCAGUGGUUCAGGGUCCUUCUGGACUAGACUAACAGCAGUGUUUCUUAGACUUUCCAAGGAUCGGGACUAUGGGACCUCCGGUCGUUCAGGGAGCUCCUGUUGUACCAAAGAUGGGGGUCAGGGCCCGAAUGUCCGACUUGUCUCAGAGGAGGGAUGCUCAGGAGGGUCUGAACUUGAGCUUUCUGAGUCAACCUCCCCAUUCCAACAAGAGCCUGGACCCCCAGCCCAGGUCAGAGACUACAUUCCCAGUUCGCCCGAGUCCUUCCACUAGCAGGAGUUUGGCAAGGAUGAAGAGAAGCAACAGUGAGGUGACGAUCAGUGAUGUCGGAGCUGAAGACAUGGACCCUGCUGCCAUCAACCCAAACACAGAUGCAAGUCUGAGGCGAAAGUGCUGCAGCACUUCGACACUGGACCGCCAAAGUUUGUCACGAUCCACUGAGACUCCUUCCUGGAGGCUGGAGCAGCAGGUGCCCAGCGCACCACCUCCGUUCCCAGAACCUGCACAGCUUCAUGCUGCACUGUCGCCCAGUCUGCAGACUGCCGCUCGCAUUGCUCAUGGGGAUGUCAUCUAUGUACCCAACUAUGUGAACGCUUCGGUUUAUGUGUCGCAUGUUCAGAAAACAAAGCCGGAGACAUCGAUCCUCAGCAGACUAAGGAAUCAGAGGACAAACAGGGACACAAGACCCAGCGCAAUCUCUUACAAAUGCUUUUCUCAUUAUGAUAGUCAGAGUGUCCUCUUCAACUUCAGCAGCGGCUUCGUCCCCCAAGCAGACCUCCAGCACAGAAGGAACGUCUCCACCUCUGGAUGUUAUGUGUUUGAUGCUUUAAGCCCUGAUGAACAUGACAAAAACAACUUUCUGGUGAGCAGCUGUCCGUUCUUUCAUAAUGAGAUUGGAGGGGAGAUGGAAAGGAGGCUGGGCCUGACUCGGGCCAACACCUCCACCUCCGGUGCUGCAGCAGACACAUCCUUCAGCGAUCCGCCGCUCAGCACCCGCCGCACCAACGCGAGCAUCUCAGUGUUGGAGUUUAGUGGAGGAACUCGGGCGUUCGACCAACAUCUGAUGAAUAAUCACGACAUUGAACACAUUGACCUGGGAGCCAGAUACUACCUGAAAUACUUCUACAACCAAGGUAAGGUCCAGUCGAGGGCCAGACUUCACCACGAUGCAGAAGCUGGAUGCUCUUGCUAA